Xiphias gladius (swordfish) is the source of this 3336-nucleotide messenger RNA. It is a transcript of the gene kif3b, whose product is annotated as kinesin family member 3B. The record is from RefSeq and is a predicted model, not a curated record. NCBI's taxonomy places the organism in Eukaryota, Metazoa, Chordata, Actinopteri, Istiophoriformes, Xiphiidae. Gene Ontology annotation, biological process: microtubule-based movement. Gene Ontology annotation, molecular function: ATP binding; microtubule motor activity; microtubule binding. The coding region runs from base 635 to 2923 and encodes 762 amino acids. The transcript has 9 exons.
CUGAGGUUGCCAGUGUGUUUGCCGUUGCUAGGCCAGUCUUGCGGUCUCGUUGUGGGCUGCAUUUUGUAUUAGCUAACGUUGGUUAGCUGACCCGCUACUUUAAUAUCAGCAGUAGUUGAAGAGCUACCGUGAAACGCAGGGUUUAUGGACAUGUUCCGGCUGGCACAAUGGUCCCCACGGCUGUCACUUCAUAACCUGACAUUCCAACAUUGACUAGUUAACCUAGCAGUUUAUGGCUGCCGGUUAACGGGCUACAUUUAGUUAGCUACACUGGGGUAGUGGCACCUGUAUAUUACCUAACAGCAGUGUGCAAAAGCUGCUGCUCACCGUUGUCAAGUACGUGGAGGUUAUCCAUUUUGACCGAAUAACUAACCUCAUCAGUUCCAAUGCAUGUUGUUGUGGCGUGUUACUGGAAAAGUCUUUUUUGAGCCACGUACAAGGAAACGGUGAACUGCAAUACAGAUGUUAGCGUCAGGAUAGAUGUGUCAUUGCUAAGGUCUAUCAAUAGCCUUGUGUUAUUGAACUAAACAGGUUCUGAUGUGUACGGUUGUACUGGUGAAUUGUUCCUGAACCUUCCCUGGAAGAUAGAGCAUACACAGUGCCACGCUGUGUGGGUUGGCAGCUGCUCCUCACCAUGUCCAAGAGCAAGAGUUCCGAGUCAGUGAAGGUGGUGGUUCGUUGUCGCCCCAUGAAUGAAAAAGAACGGGCAGCCAAGUUUGAAAGGGUGGUUUCUGUUGAUGUAAAAUUGGGCCAAAUUAUUGUCAGGAACCCCAGGGAAGCUGCAGCCAGUGAACUCCCCAAAGUCUUCACUUUUGAUUCAGUCUACGACUGGAACUCUAAACAAAUAGAUCUGUAUGAUGAAACCUUCAGGCCCCUGGUGGAUUCAGUUCUUCUCGGUUUCAAUGGGACCAUCUUUGCCUAUGGGCAGACGGGUACAGGGAAGACGUUCACUAUGGAGGGGGUGAGAAAUGAUCCAGAGAGGAGAGGGGUGAUUCCUAACUCCUUUGAGCACAUUUUCACACACAUUUCACGGUCCCAGAAUCAGCAGUACCUGGUGAGAGCAUCAUAUCUUGAAAUUUACCAAGAGGAGAUCAGAGACCUGCUGUCGAAGGACCAAUCACGUCGUCUUGAGCUCAGGGAGAGGCCUGACACAGGUGUGUAUGUUAAAGACCUUUCAUCAUUUGUUACCAAGAGUGUACGGGAGAUCGAGCACGUCAUGAAUGUGGGCAACCAGAAUCGUUCAGUGGGUGCCACUAACAUGAAUGAACACAGCUCUCGAUCUCACGCCAUAUUCGUCAUCACUGUUGAGUGCAGUGAGUUGGGUGUAGACGGGGAGAACCAUAUCAGAGUUGGCAAACUGAACCUGGUAGAUUUAGCUGGAAGCGAAAGGCAGACCAAGACCGGUGCUCAGGGGGAGAGGCUUAAAGAAGCCACAAAGAUCAAUCUUUCACUUUCUGCUCUGGGGAAUGUCAUAUCAGCUCUGGUGGAUGGCAGGAGUAGCCACAUCCCUUACCGAGAUUCAAAACUCACUCGUCUGCUUCAGGACUCUCUGGGGGGCAAUGCCCGCACUGUCAUGGUUGCCAACAUUGGCCCAGCAUCCUACAAUGUGGAGGAGACCUUGACAACGCUGCGCUACUCCAACAGGGCAAAAAACAUAAAGAAUAAACCACGUAUCAAUGAGGACCCCAAGGAUGCCCUGCUGAGGGAGUUUCAGGAGGAGAUUGCGAGGCUGAAGGCACAGCUUCAAAAGCGCUCAGGAAAGAAAAAAAAGAGGAGGCAGAGGAGGAGGGCUGGGGAAGGGAGCGAUGGUGAGGAUCUGGAAGAAGGAGAGACAGAGGACGAUGAUGAAGAUGGAGAUGACAAAGGAGAUUACUGGCGAGAGCAGCAGGAAAAGCUGGAGAGUGAGAGAAAGGCCAUCAUGGAAGAUCACAGUCUGGUGGCUGAGGAAAAAGUUCGGCUGCUUAAGGAGAAAGAGAGGAAAAUGGAAGACUUGAAGAGGGAGAGAGAGGCUGGAGAGUUGCUUGCAGCCAAAGUUAAGGCAAUGGAGAGUAAGCUUCUCGUCGGGGGGAAGAACAUUGUGGAUCACACCAACGAACAACAAAGAAUGCUGGAGCAGAGGAGGCAGGAAAUCGCUGAACAGAAACGGCGAGAGCGAGAGAUGCAGCAGCAGAUGGAGAGUCGUGAUGAGGAGACUCUGGAGCUGAAGGAGACAUACAGUUCCCUGCAGCAAGAGGUUGACAUCAAAACCAAAAAGUUGAAAAAGCUGUUUGCCAAGCUGCAGGCAGUGAAGGCAGAAAUCCAUGACAUCCAAGAGGCACACAUCAAAGAGCGCCAGGAGCUGGAACAGACUCAGAACGAACUCACCAGGGACCUCAAACUCAAGCAUCUGAUUAUUGAGAACUUCAUUCCUUUAGAGGAGAAGAACAAAAUUGUCAACAGAGCUUUCAUUGAUGAGGAGGAUGAGUACUGGAAAAUGAAGCCUAUUACACGUAUAGAGGAUGAACAUCAGAUGAUGACCAGGCCUUUGUCUGCAGUGGGCUACAGGAGGCCUCUUUGUCACCAUGCUCGCAUGGCCAUGAUGAUGAAGCCUGACAUGAGAUACAAAGCUGAAAACAUCCUGAUACUGGAUAUGGACCUGCCAGCACGGACCACUAAAGAAUAUCAGGAGCCGGUUAUCGCCCCAAAGGUGGCGGCAGCUCUGGAGGAUGCUCUUAGGGAUGAGGAUGAGAUCCAGGUAGAUGCCUCAGGCUUUCACAGCAGCUUGGGACCAACCCCACCAACCAGCGCCAGCAGCAGCCUCAAGAAACCAAAGUCUGGUCGACCAAGAACAGGCAAGAAGUUGAGCACCCCAACCUCUCCUUUCAGCUCCUCCAGUCCAAGUUCUCCUCUUUAUCCACAAUCCCGUGGCCUGGUGCCCAAGUGACAACUUCUGCCACUACUAUCACUACCCCCAACCUCUCUUGUGCACCUUUCCACUUUGGGACUCAACUUUGAGAGAAUGAGUUCGGUUUUGUCAAAGUUGUGUUUUUUUUGUCCAGACUACAGAAUCUCGGAUUCUGCAAAUGAUAGAGAAAACUUUAAUACUAAUGCUGCUUUGUAGGUUUUACCUGUAACCACACCACUAUUAACUGUUGUCAUGCGCUUCAUUUGGAGAUUUGAAACCCCUCAUCCUGAGUGUGAGUAAGCACAACACCAGGUCAGCAGCCACGCAUGAAGCCUCACAUCACUCUACACUGCUAUUACCUUUCCCCAACAUCUGGCAGAAUGCCAGCAAUGUCUUUUUAUAUAUAUAUGUGUGUGUGUGUGUGUGUGUGUGUGUGUGUGUGUGUGUGUGUG